Molecule: messenger RNA, 1308 nt
Organism: Leptosomus discolor (cuckoo roller)
Lineage: Eukaryota; Metazoa; Chordata; Aves; Leptosomiformes; Leptosomidae
Product: D(1)-like dopamine receptor
Biological process (GO): positive regulation of MAPK cascade; adenylate cyclase-activating adrenergic receptor signaling pathway
Cellular component (GO): plasma membrane
Molecular function (GO): G protein-coupled receptor activity
Source: RefSeq, a predicted model, not a curated record
GCCCUGGUGCUGAGCACGCUGGUGGGCAACGCGCUGGUGUGCCUGGCCAUCCUGCGCUUCCGCCACCUGCGCGCCAAGGUCACCAACUGGUUCGUGCUGUCCCUGGCCGUCUCGGACCUCUGCGUGGCCCUCCUGGUGAUGCCCUGGAAGGCAGUCACUGAGGUAGCUGGCGGCUCCUGGCUCUUCGGCAGCCACUUUUGUGACACCUGGGUGGCCUUCGACAUCAUGUGCUCCACUGCCUCCAUCCUGCACCUCUGCAUCAUCAGCCUGGACCGGUACUGGGCCAUCGCCAGCCCCUUUCGCUAUGAGCGCAGGAUGACGCAGCGCCUUGCCUGCGCCAUGAUAGCCAUGGCCUGGGCCCUCUCCAUCCUCAUCUCCUUUGUCCCAGUGCAGCUACACUGGCACAAAGCCAAGAAUGGAAGAUAUCCAGGCUCCUGGCUGCCUGGGACACCCCGCUGUGAUGUCAGCCUGAACCGCACUUACGCCAUCACCUCCUCCCUUAUCAGCUUCUACAUCCCCGUGGCCAUCAUGAUCAUCACCUAUACCAGGAUCUACCGAAUUGCCCAGGCCCAGAUCCGCCGCAUCUCCACCCUUGAGCGAGCUGGGGGACAGUGGCCAGCUCACAGCAAGGAGCCCACCUCCUCUUUGCGGAGUUCCCUGCGCAAGGAGACCAAGGUGCUGCAGACCCUCUCUGUCAUAAUGGGAGUCUUCGUUUGCUGCUGGCUGCCCUUCUUCCUGCUCAACUGUCUGCUGCCUUUCUGCCAGCCCAAGCACGAAAGAGACCAUGAAGGACAGUCACCCUGUGUCGGCCAAACCACCUUCAAUAUCUUUGUGUGGUUUGGCUGGGCCAACUCCUCAGUAAAUCCAGUGAUCUAUGCUUUCAACUCAGACUUCAGGCGGGCUUUCAGCAACCUCCUGGGCUGCCAGUGCUUCUGCUGUGGCACACCCAGAUCCACUGUGGAGAAGGUCAACUUCAGCAAUGAGCUGGUUUCCUAUCACCAUGACACCACCUGCCAUAAGGAAGCAGCUGCCUCAUCGUCAGUACCUCCCCCAGCUGUCACUGCCUGGGUACAGCCUGUACCCCAUGCCAUAAGCCUUCAGGGAGAGGACAGCAGUGAGGAGAUGUCUAUUGAGAAGAGGCCUGUGACUUCUCAGACACAGGCUGCCCCUGGCAGCAGCCCCAAGGGUCACCAGGUACCAGCUAUUUUGCAAUUAGAUUGCGAGGCAGAGCUAUCCCUAGAAACUAUUACCCCCUGUACAGGGCUUGGUCGAUGUGAGGGAGCCCAUGACCCUGUUCCAGAGGGUUAA